Molecule: messenger RNA, 6724 nt
Organism: Biomphalaria glabrata
Lineage: Eukaryota; Metazoa; Mollusca; Gastropoda; Planorbidae
Product: sodium/hydrogen exchanger 9B2-like
Exons: 12
Coding region: 316-1992 (558 amino acids)
Biological process (GO): proton transmembrane transport
Cellular component (GO): membrane
Molecular function (GO): antiporter activity
Source: RefSeq, a predicted model, not a curated record
CAUCGCCGUAAGCUGUAUAAUGAUAAUAAUGAAUGAUAAUGAUAGUUGAUAGAGAUCUAGAUCUACACUACUCACUAGUGUCACUAGCCUAGCUAUAAUCCUAUAUAGUCUAGAUUGACUCUAGAUCAUCUCAGUAGAUGAUAAUGAUAGAUCGAUAUCACAGGAUAGCUAUAAUCAAGAUGAAGAUAUAAAUCUUGAUUCAGACUGGAGCUCAUCACUUCCUCAGCCUGUCAUUUAAGACGGACAGCUUCUGGAAUCUAGGUGUUGGAAAUCAGACAGCUAAAAUUUCAAAUUGGUUUUAAAUUAUUUCCCAGAAUGAGCAGUGACAAACCAUCCACAGUCAGUCAUCCUGCUGUUGGGGAUAGCUUCCAACAUAUCGAAUUUGAAAUGGUGAUAGAUCAGGAUGAUGAAGCAUCAGAGAACACCAAGAAAAAAUCAAUGCUGAAAGUCAAAGAGUGUUUAGGACGAUGCACCAAACCUUUAAUGUCUGAUAAUCACCCUCUACCAUUAGACGCACCAUGGUACUAUAGGUUACGAGAUAAUUUUUUAUGCCCACCACAUUCUCGAAUGGGUGCGGUCAUCUUUAUUGUCCUUGUGACUGGAAGUAUAUGGGCAACAUUAUUUUCAGUUACGGGCGAUGAAGCAUUGCCAGGAGGAAAUUUAUUUGCUCUGUUGAUUCUGUUUGUGGCCUGCUGGAGUGGUGGAUAUGUAGCAAGGUUGAUCCGGCUUCCUCCUCUAUUAGGAAUGUUGAUUGUUGGAGGUGUUUUAGGCAAUGUUCCUCACAUAAAUUUGGCAAGAGACAUUCAUUCAUCUUGGGUGUUCACAUUAAGACAGAUAGCUUUGACAGUAAUUCUUACAAGGGCUGGACUUGGUCUUGAUCCCAAGGCAUUAAAGCGACUGUCUUUUGUUGUAUUAAGGCUAGCUUUCCUCCCAUGUUUGACAGAAGCAACAGUGGAUGCCAUAGCCAGCCAUCUUAUCUUAGGCUUUCCCUGGCAGUGGGGAUUUAUGCUUGGAUUUGUGAUCAGUGCUGUCUCACCAGCUGUCAUUGUUCCCUCUGUUCUGAGUCUUGGCGAGAGAUGCUAUGGGAUAGAAAAAGGGAUUCCUACCUUAGUAAUUGCUGCUUCCAGCGUCGAUGACAUCUUGGCAAUCACAGGUUUUGGUGUUUUGCUUGGGAUCACAUUUUCUACGGGUGAUAUUGUUUGGACACUUUUCAAAGGCCCUCUAGAAGUGCUCUCUGGUGUGACUUAUGGUAUUGUAGGAGGAGUUAUACUUUGGUACAUUCCACAGAAAACUAGUAAACUCCAGCUUCUCUUUAGAUCUGUUCUUUUAAUGUUCAUGGGACUGAUGGCCAUAUUUGGAAGUAUAAAGCUCCACUGGUCAGGUGCAGGACCACUUGCAGCCCUGACUGUACCCUUCGUUGCAGCUGUAAGGUGGAGGUCAGAGUGGAAAGAGAGUAGUAAAAAUCCUGUUGAGGAAGUUCUUGGAGUGUUGUGGAUGAUAUUCCAACCAUUUCUGUUUGGUCUCAUUGGUUCAGAAGUGGACGUAAUGAAGUUAGACUAUGAUGUUAUUGGUCUUGGUAUAGCCGUUCUGGUGAUUGGCUUGGUGUUCAGGAUCACUGUCUCAUUCUUGUCAGUCUUCUUCACAAAUCUCAACUACAAGGAAAGACUUUUUGUAGCUAUGGCCUGGUUACCUAAGGCAACUGUUCAGGCUGCUAUUGGUACUGUGGCUUUUGACUUGGCAAAGAAAAAUAAUGAUGUUGCAGCUCAGACUCUCGGCAAACAGGUUCUGAAUUUAGCAGUGCUGUCUAUAUUACUGACAGCCCCCAUAGGCUCAUUUCUAAUCUCACUAUUAGGUCCAGUGCUUCUCAAAUGUUCACCUGUCACUACCUCAGAAAAAAUAGUUGUUGAAGAAAAUGGAAUACAGGAGAAAUGUAUGAUUGAAGAUGAGCUGCCUGAUAGCAAGCCUAAAGAGACAGAAGAAAAAGAAUUGUAAAACUAAUUAUUGUUAUAGCUUUGUAGUAUGGUUAUAAGAGCAUUAGUCUUUUAUUUGUUGUGUGUAGUAUGAUCUCUAACAUUUUAACAAUUUAAUAAUUUGUUACCAUAAGCUCCACACCCCUUUUUUAUCCAGAUUCUGUUUAAAAUCAUAUUCUUUUUUUUUUUUUUUUUUCAUAUUAGUAAGGAAAAUAAGCCAUUCAAUAUUUUAAUGUUUGCCAAUUGAUUUUUUUUUCUUGCUAUUUUAUAUUUCAAUUCCUUUAAAAUAAAAAUCAUUGUUUAAAUCUGAUUCUCAAAGUAGUCUACAUAGACCCCGAAGACUUUUAAGGGGUCUACGAGACAAAAAAGUUUGGGAACCACUGGUUUAAAUGAAGGAAAAAGUGUAAUCAAGUCAACAUUUAUGACUGUCCUACAUCUUUCAUAGUAUUUUUUAGAAUCUCUUGAAAGUGUAAACAGGUGCCUCUAUCAACGCUUAAAUAAUCUCUUUGAUACAAUGGUAAUGCUAAUAUUAAUUAUAAUUCUUUUGUUUCACAAAACAUGUAUCAAAUGUUUAUUUUUUUGAGGGGUUACCAAAAAGAGAUCCCAUAAAAAUUUGCUGCUAGAAAUUUUUCAAGUUGUAUAUCUCUUAUUUUUUUAAUGAUCAUUUUUUUUUUUUUUUUUUUUUUAAAUAUCAUUUUAGUAAAUGAUGAUUUUAAAUUCAAAAUAGCUGUUUAAUUGGAAGUAAGGUCAUUAAAAAAAAAUACUUUUCUAUUCAGCUUUUUGCCUGCAACCAUGACAUUCAACUUAGCUUUGCUAGUCAUUUGUAGUGCUAGUGAUUCUCCAGCUCAUGUACUUGUCAUGAAUAAUCUGCAGAUCAUUUCUAACUGCAAUGUGGUGUAUGCAUUCUAUUUAUCCUAAAGUUCCCAUUCAGACCAUGCAGUCUAUUAUGCAGAUGAUGUAAAGUUCAUCUGUUUCUGUGGCCCACAGUUAACAAGGGUAUCAUGUGGCAAGCAUAAAGACCAUCUGCCUUUACUUUUCCCCAACUAAUGUCUGGUACCCAUUAGAGUUGGGUGGACUCAGAGGCACACUAAAGAGCUAAAGGUCCCAAAAUUAAAAAUCCGUGUCUUCACCAGGACUCUAACCUGGGACCACCGGUUCAGAAGCCAAGUGCUUUACCACUCAGCCACAACCCAUUUUUAUUAAUCCUACGGUUUGUUUUAUUCUAAAUGUGUAAUUUAGAUAAGCUUGAUAAUAUCUGUUUUUAUCUGUUGGCAUAAAGUAUGUUGAGCUGUAGUUGAAAAAAUGCAGUUGCACUUUUACAGGGGACUAUUAUCCUUUAGGACUGUGAUAUUCGACAUAUCUGGCCCCUUGACAAUUUUGAACAUAACGAAGCUUCUCAAUUCUUUUGGACCUAACAAUUUUGUUUUACAAAGCUUAUAUCAACUCACUCUGUCUGGUAAAAUGUUUGUACACCCAUACUCUGAUCAAGUUGAAAUUUUGCACAAUUUUUUUUUUUUUUUGUAUCUAUGUUUAUUUAAUGCUGACAAAUAGCCAGACUUGCUUGGGCUGGCAAAGUUACUAAGGGAAACUAGCAAAAGAAACCAUUAUUAAAAUCUAUUUACCAAAUGUAAUGGAACUCGGUUGUGUAAAAAUAUCAAAAUCUGGCAAACUGUUGUUGUAUGUUAUUUCUCUUAAGCAAAAAAAAACAACAUUGUUGUAGAUUUUAAAAUGCUGAUUGUAUUAUAUUUUUAGUCAUUAUUUAACAUUCCAUUUUAUGAAAAAUCUUUUCAGAGCAUUAAUAUUUAUAUUGCUGUUACCAAUUAUCUGACUAGUCAUAGAAGUCUGUUCAUUAUUUAUUUAUUAAAUUUCUCUUUGUGAACAUUAAUGUAUAAGAUUUUAUGCUUUUGUAAUUAUUAGAAUGUUUGCUUUUAAUUUUUUUUUUAUAGAAAAGCUUCAGUGCUUAUUGACUUACUUUGACUUGACUUAGUCCUUUUGACUCCCAGAGUAGCAUAGGGCUGCAACAGUACUUUGCCAUCAGACUCUGUUCUGGCAAUUUCCCUCAAUUAAGUCCAUGUCCAUUCUGCCAUCUUUCUUUAUUUCUUGGUCUGCCAAUCUCCAUCAUGUUUGGUUUGGUCUCUCAACCUUUCCCUUACCCUGUGGGUUUCAGCCUGUCUUCCAGGACUUAUAAUAUCAUCAAAGGUCAUGCAUAACACUAAAGAGCUUUGCAAUUUUUUUUUUCGUAGUAAAGAAGUGAUUUUAAAAUGGUGGGUCUGUAUUUCAUGUAUUUCCUUGGUAGGAACUGAGUACAGCUGUAAUGUCCAAACUAUCCCGUAUAUCUUGCCUAUGUUAUUGUGAAACAGGAUGUUUUGGCAGAGCCAUUCUGGUGCUGGAAAUUAUGGUGUUCACUGUUUUUGACACCUAAUGGAUGCUCAUUAUAUUAUGUCUUUAAAAUUUUUUUUUUACAUAUCUAUGUUUACCACACGCGUUUGUAUUCCAAUAUAUUUUUAUGUGAAGAACAAAAAUUUUCUGGUCCAUUACAGUUUGGUUUAAGUUUUUGUAUUAUUUGUAUUUUAACAUCAUAAAGUUGUCUUGGUUUUAAUAUUUUCUAAAACAAAGUGAAACAAUUGAAGAAAAAAAAAAUUCAUUUAAUUUCUUCUAUGUUCACUCAAAAAAGGUUUAUUUAUUUUAUGGUCUCCACAACUAAAUGAUGAAAUAAAUUUGAAAAUUGACGUCAUCAUUUGCGGUUUGCGCACCUCCAAUAUAAUUUAUAGGUCUUGUGAUGGAACUUGACCUAUUAUAUUUAGCCAUAUUUAUUCAUGUAAUUGUUAAGACUUUAAGACAUUUAUUAAAAAUUAUUUCUUUGGGAGGUGGGGUAUGUAUGCUAUAUUUACAAUCUACUAUGAUACAGUGAUUAAUUAAUUAUGGUUGGAACUUCUUAUCCAAAAUGGCUGUUCACUGCAUUGCAGUGUUAUCCACCCAUUUGAAACUUCUGUUCAAUUUGCAUAAUAAAAGGGUAAAGGAUUCCAUCGGGGCUUGACAAGAUUUAUGCUGUGAUGUGGCCUGUGACCCGUCCAAAAUUUAUCUGGCCCACUAAGUUUAUAAAGAUGGACACCACCGGAGUAAAAAAAUAAAGUACCCCUUUUAGACCUUGGUAUCUAUAGGGCAUAUAAUGUAAUGGUUUUAUGUCAGACAGUUAACAAGGGUGUCAUGUGGCCAGCACAAGGACCUUUACUUUACCCAACUAAACUCAGAUACCCAUUAGAGUUGGGUGUACUCAGAGGCACCCUACAAUAUCCCCCGAAUUCAAGAUCCCAGUCUUCAUCAAGAUUUGAACCUGGUACCUCUUGGUUCAGUAGUCAAGUGCUUUACCACUCAGCUACCCCCCCCACACACACACACACACUGGAGUGGAGUGUGAAAAAAUAGGAAAUUCUAACACUAGGAAAACUUCUUGGUCAAAUGUCAUAAUAGUGAUUAGUUUGAGAAGAAUAUUCAUGCAUCGCUGUAAUGACUUUACUAUCAAAAUGUAUUUUCAUGUAUUCAUGAGUUUAUUAUAUGUGUAACAGGUGUUUUAUUCUUAAUAUUUUUUAAAUGUAAGCAUUAACUAAUUACUACUUAACCUGAUAUUAAACAGAAUAGUUAUUUUCAUGUAUUCAUUCAAAACUAUCCAGAUAUAGCAGCUUUGCAAGAUCAUAUUUUUAUACUGCAAUAAAACUUUAUGGAAAUAAAUUUGACAUUGUAUGAAAACUAAUGUAAUAGACUUUAAAACUAUUUACUAUUUGAAACAGUAUUUGGAAUAUAUUUAUUAUUUACAAUUAGGCAAUUCGAUCCUGUACAUUAUAAGCUUGAAUAAGUUUAAUUCACAUGUUUUCUAGAGAGAAAAAAAGCAUAAAAACAUAAAAUUAAAUAUUCUCAAUACAAAUAUCAUUUAAUUCUAACAGCUCCUAACGCUUUCUUAAAUAGCUUUUGGAAUGAUGUAAUUUGUAAAAAAAAACAACAAAUGGAUUCUUUUAAGAAUAACUAUGCUAGGAAACUGGAGUGUUUUUUUGUUGUUGUUUUUAUUAUUGCAACAUCAAAAACAGUAUUAAACUUAAACUAAUAAAUUUAUGGUGCAUUCUUUUCAUCAUGGGCUCUCAGGACUCUCACUUCCUAGACCUUGCAGACGUUAUGGCAGCAUGUGCAGGUCUCUGGCUCGCCUGUAACGUUAUCCUUUAAUAUUGAGGACAUUUUUAUUUUUCAAUAUCUUUUAAUUUGGGAAAUGAUAUCAUCUCUCCAUUUCCACAUUUUUUUAAGAUGUACAUAGCAAAAAAAAAAAAAGACUCUUUAGGUUUAGUGAAUUGUAUUUAUAUCAUGUAUUUUUUUAUUGCCCCAUUUUGACAUUGAAAUCAAAAAAAUGAUUAUUUUAAAAUAAAAAAGACUCAUGAAAAGUGUUGAAGCAAUAGUUUAUUAUCAAUAAUGUCUGCUGUUCACCAAAGAUUUCUCAAGAGUGCCUUUUACUUGUUAUAUUUUUAUAGACAUUUAUAUGUAUAGUUAUUUAUUCAGUGUGUUAACUUACCAUGACAUGUGACAUGUGUUAUUUAUUUUUUUAGGAGCCACCAUUUGUUUGUCUAUAUUACUUCUAAGUUAUAGUUAUAAUGUUUUUUGUUUGGGGUAAGACAAAUUUUCAUACGGACAAUAAAGAUUAUUAUUAUUAUAAGUAGAAAUAUUAUGGCUAUUUGUAAGGCUGAGCUUCACAAUAAAUAUUUAACAUAUUU